Molecule: messenger RNA, 1152 nt
Organism: Dermatophagoides pteronyssinus (European house dust mite)
Lineage: Eukaryota; Metazoa; Arthropoda; Arachnida; Sarcoptiformes; Pyroglyphidae
Product: probable pre-mRNA-splicing factor ATP-dependent RNA helicase prp43
Source: RefSeq, a predicted model, not a curated record
AUGGAAUCCAGUUUACCGGUUGUGGCUCAUUUUAACUCAGUCGUCGAAACUGUGUUAAGGAACCAAGUUACUAUCGUUGUGGGAGAAACUGGAUCUGGAAAAAGCACGCAAUUACCUUAUUUGUUGUAUAAAAAACUAAAAGAGGUCAAGAAUGAAGAUGCAAAAAUAGCAGUUACUCAGCCACGACGAAUCGCAGCAAUAUCUCUAGCCUCAUAUGUUAAAAGUAUUUUGGCCGAAAAGAAUGAGCAGAAUUUGGUAGACUACGCCGUUAGAUUUGAUAACAAGUCCACAAAGUUUACCCGGAUUAAAUAUAUGACAGACGGGUUGUUACUGAGAGAAAUAAUACUGGACACGAAGUUGUCGAAUUACUCUGUUAUCAUAAUUGAUGAAGUACACGAAAGAAGCGUUACUAUCGACUUGUUAGUUGCCAUUUACAAGUUGAACUUUUUUAAAAAGUCAAAUCUAAAAUUAGUAAUUAUGUCUGCCACCAUGGAGGCGCAGCUGUUUUCAAAAUUUUUCGAUUAUGCUGUCGUAAUAAACAUUCCCGGAAGAAUUUACAAUGUGAAAGUAAACUACCUUAACACUGUUUCUGAAGAAUACAUCAGUAAUGGACUGAAUAUCAUCGUUGAUAUUUGUUUAUCUGACGAUAGUGGGGAUGUACUUUUUUUUCUUCCUGGAAAGGAAGAAAUAUUAGUCGCGUGCGCACUACUUAAAAAAAUGUAUAACGAUAAAAUAAAAGGAUUAAUAAUUUUGCCGUUAUAUUCGAAUUUAUCCAAAAGUGAACAAGAACUCGUAUUUGUAGAAACACCUCCAAAUAGUCGAAAAGUAGUGCUAUCAACAAAUAUCGCCGAAACAUCGGUAACUAUUCCCAAUAUCGUAUUUGUUGUGGACUCGGGGGUCGAGCGAAAAAACGUGUACUGUCCUAUGAUUCAGGGAACGUCGCUGAUCACAGUCCAAAUUGCGAAGUCAAGUGCCAACCAGCGAAAAGGUCGAGCUGGACGAGUCAAAGACGGUGUUUGCUAUCGGUUAUAUUCACAAGAGUUUUACGAACACAAUAUGGAAGAGUUUCCCACGCCUGAAAUUUGCCGCGUAGAAACUGACGAAAUCGUUCUAAUCCUCAAAAAACUUGGCGUAUCUGCAUUACCGUCUUGA